AUGAAGACAGUGCAAGAGUUCUACGUCCGGUUCAAGGGGCCGGAAGAAACACCGUUCAAAGGCGGCCUAUGGAAGGUCCACGUAGAACUUCCAGACCAGUACCCAUACAAAAGUCCAAGCAUCGGCUUUGUCAACCGCAUAUUCCACCCAAACAUUGACGAGAUUUCUGGGUCUGUAUGUCUCGAUGUCAUCAACCAGACCUGGUCUCCAAUGUUUGACAUGAUCAACAUUUUCGAAGUUUUCCUACCGCAGCUCCUACGAUACCCAAAUCCUACAGAUCCUUUGAACGGAGAAGCGGCCGCGCUUCUGAUGCGAGAUCCAAAGACAUAUGAUAUCAAAGUCAAAGAGUAUGUCUCAAAAUAUGCCACCAAGGAUGCCGCGGACGAAGCUGGGGAGGAUGAGGAUUCCGAAAGCGAGAUGAGCUCGGUAGGUGAAUUCGACUCUGGUGAUGAAGAACCGGCGGGGCAGAUGGAGGUUUGA
Messenger RNA from Letharia columbiana, 480 nucleotides. RefSeq lists its product as uncharacterized. Gene Ontology annotation, biological process: protein polyubiquitination; ubiquitin-dependent protein catabolic process. The record is from RefSeq and is a predicted model, not a curated record. Lineage: Eukaryota; Fungi; Ascomycota; Lecanoromycetes; Lecanorales; Parmeliaceae. Bases 1 to 480 code for a protein of 159 amino acids. Gene Ontology annotation, molecular function: ubiquitin conjugating enzyme activity. The transcript is spliced from 5 exons. Gene Ontology annotation, cellular component: nucleus.